Messenger RNA from Hydractinia symbiolongicarpus, 691 nucleotides. RefSeq lists its product as uncharacterized. NCBI's taxonomy places the organism in Eukaryota, Metazoa, Cnidaria, Hydrozoa, Anthoathecata, Hydractiniidae. Bases 1 to 399 code for a protein of 132 amino acids. The record is from RefSeq and is a predicted model, not a curated record. The transcript has 2 exons.
AUGUUUUUUAUUUAUGUCUGUCAGUCACUGAAGAAAGCACAUACUUGCAGAAAAUUGUAUCCACUUCGUGAUAAAAGAGUUUAUGAGGUAUUAUUUUUCGAGCAGCACAUUGUACAAACGAAUACUGUAGAUUGUUUUUUAAAGAAAACAUAUUAUUUUGAGGAAAGAGACACCAUCAACUUACACGGAGAAAGUGACAAAGGAAGCUCCCACAAUGACGAUGAUUAUAAGCAAACUAAGAAACGGCAAGUGCGAAAACGGAAAAAGUUGUUUGACGAAGAUGAACUUAAAGUCUUACGAAAGAAGUGCAAAAGAAUGAUCUGCGAAUACGAAACGAUGACGAAAUGUCAAAUCAAGGACGUAUUAGCUGGCACUAACCUGAUUAAAAAGUAUGAUUAGAAGCGGCUCAGGACAAGGAUAGCGUACAAAAGAAAGUUAUUUUUCGAUUAGAACAUUUUUUUGUGUUUUUUAAGUUGUGCUUAUUGUAACUUUUAUGUUUUUCUUUUUCAUCACAUUAACACAAAUGCAACUGCUUUUUUUAAUGUUUUUUUGUAAGUUUGUGCCAUAAUGAAAUGCUGAAUGACGAUAGUUUUAGUAGAUUUUGUUUUAUAAAAGAAUUCUUUUUUUGUAGCUUGAUUUCUGGAGACUUAUUGCGGAAACUUCUUCAGAAAGAUAUGUUUGUGUAUCAAAA